UAGACGUGAAAAAUAAAAUAAAAGUGGAAGGAGUCAGUGUCUGUAACCAGUACGCCGAACCGCAACAACCGGUCGGAAAAAUCAAUCGCCGGCGAUCGAAAACGACGGCUCCCCCAACGACAUUCUCUCCUCUUCAAGCAAACUCUCUCUCUGUUAUUUAUUACGAUAGUCUGCUAGAGAUCUCAUCACACCCGUCAUCGUCUUCGUUGAAUUUGCCUCAGUUAACAUCUCCAUCUCUGAGAUCCUCCUUUCCUCGACAAUGGUGGAUCCGGGUCCGAUUACGCCGGGUCAGGUAUCUUUUCUGCUUGGAGUGAUCCCAAUAUUUAUUGGUUGGAUAUACUCGGAGCUACUCGACUACAGGAAGUCUUUCUUUCCCUUGAAACCUCACUCGGAUAAUAAUCUGGUUGAGUUGGGAGGCGUUGUAGGGGAGAAAGAUGAUGACAAAGCUGAUUUAUUAGAGGGAGGUCUUCCUCGAUCUGCAUCUCUAAGGUUUCAUAACUCAUCCAUCAGAACAAACAUCAUCAGGUUUUUGAGUAUGGAAGAUUCCUUUUUGCUGGAACACCGAGCAACCUUAAGAGCCAUGUCGGAGUUCGGUGCAAUCUUAUUAUAUUUCUAUAUCUGUGACCGCACGGAAUUGCUUGGAGAUUCAACCAAGAACUACAACCGCGACCUUUUCAUUUUUCUAUACGUUCUUCUCAUCAUAGUAUCAGCCAUGACGUCUCUCAGAAAGCACAAUGACAAAUCACCCAUUAGUGGGAAAUCCAUUCUUUACCUUAACCGCCACCAGACCGAAGAGUGGAAAGGAUGGAUGCAGGUUUUGUUCUUAAUGUAUCACUACUUUGCUGCGGCUGAGAUAUACAACGCAAUCCGUAUCUUCAUUGCUGCUUAUGUCUGGAUGACUGGUUUUGGUAACUUCUCCUACUACUACAUCAGAAAAGAUUUCUCCGUUGCACGUUUUGCGCAGAUGAUGUGGAGGCUGAACUUCUUUGUAGCAUUUUGCUGUAUUGUUCUCAACAACGACUAUAUGUUGUAUUACAUCUGCCCAAUGCACACUCUCUUCACCCUAAUGGUGUACGGAGCUCUCGGUAUCUUCAGCAAGUACAAUGAAGUUGGAUCAGUGAUGGCUCUCAAGAUAUUUUCAUGCUUCCUCGUCGUCUUUCUCAUGUGGGAAAUCCCUGGAGCUUUUGAAAUAUUCUGGAGUCCAUUAACAUUCUUGCUAGGUUACAGUGACCCUGCAAAGCCUGAUCUUCAUCGGUUACAUGAAUGGCACUUCAGAUCGGGGCUUGAUCGCUACAUAUGGAUCAUUGGGAUGAUUUAUGCCUAUUUUCAUCCAACUGUGGAGAGAUGGAUGGAGAAGUUAGAGGAUUGUGAAACGAAGAAAAGACUAUCAAUCAAGACCGCAAUAGUUACUAUUGCCGUGCUUGUUGGCUACGUGUGGUAUGAGUGUAUCUACAAGCUGGAAAAGACCAGUUACAACAUGUAUCACCCAUAUACAUCUUGGAUCCCCAUAACUGUUUACAUAUGCCUCAGAAAUUUCACACACCAGCUUCGGAGUGUCUCAUUGACUCUCUUCGCGUGGCUUGGCAAGAUCACUUUAGAGACAUACAUUUCCCAGUUUCAUAUAUGGCUAAGGUUUGUUUUCCACAACUUGAAUCUUGUAUCCCCGGAAACUCAAUCUCUUGUUGAUUCAAACCCACCAAUUUUCAGAUCAAACAUGCCUGAUGGGCAACCAAAGUGGCUUCUCUCUAUUAUUCCGGGAUACCCUAUGCUCAAUUUUAUGCUCACAACUGCUAUAUACGUCCUUGUAUCUCACCGUCUCUUUGAACUAACCAACACACUCAAGACGGUUUUUGUACCUACAAAAGACAACAAACGUCUCUUCUGUAACUUUAUAGCUGGGAUCGCCAUUGCUCUUCCUCUCUAUUGCUUCUCAUUCGUUCUUCUUCAGAUUCAUCGCUAAAACCCGGAUUAAAGACGUGUUGUUCUCUGUUUCUUCGUCAGGAUCUCAUCAAAGCAAAGCGAAAUAAGAUAAAGACAAGUUAGAUUUGUGGAUCAUUCUCUUGUGCAUAUUCAGCUUCGUUCAACAAAGCCUAGACCUGAUCUCAGAAACCAAGUCUGCUUUGCUCUAGUGCCAUACGAUAUGGAUGCAACUGUUUUCAGUUCAAAUUUCCCCCCUUAUAUAUAGAUUUCUUUAUAUUUUGUUCUGUAAGCAUUAUGCAAAAUCUUUGUGGUUCGUCCAAAAAUGUAUAGUGAUUUUAAAGUAUUAAUCAAACU
This is a messenger RNA of Brassica napus (rape), 2274 nucleotides long. Its product is annotated as protein REDUCED WALL ACETYLATION 1. Gene Ontology annotation, biological process: xyloglucan metabolic process; xylan biosynthetic process; plant-type secondary cell wall biogenesis. Gene Ontology annotation, cellular component: Golgi apparatus. Lineage: Eukaryota; Viridiplantae; Streptophyta; Magnoliopsida; Brassicales; Brassicaceae. The record is from RefSeq and is a predicted model, not a curated record. Gene Ontology annotation, molecular function: acetyltransferase activity. Bases 260 to 1960 code for a protein of 566 amino acids. The transcript has 15 exons.